CCACUCGUCCACCACUAAUAUGAUCUUAUCUCCGCCUCGCCCGCCCUCUUGAACCCAUGAUAUUUCUUCUGUAACUUUGACAAGCGAGUUGCUAUCCCGGGAGAGGGGUCGAGGGGGCAAUCUUAGGGGAUAUCGCGGAUCUCAACAUACAGAAGAGGGCCCGGUCGGAGUAUUCAGGGCAAGAGGUGGACACCUAUAAAUACGGCUGAUCGACAACCUUGGCAGCAUGAUCAACUUAAAAAUCUUUUCAAAUCUGCCGCCGUGUUCCUGAACACCCUCAUACCUGAGACAUCCUAGAAAGUUGCCCUUAUCGUUGUCCAAUAAUGGCACGUCUAUCGAAGGUUGCUCUCGUUACCCUUGGCUCACUGAGCGGGGUGAAUGCUUGGGGUUCGUUGGGUCAUGCAACUGUUGCCUACAUUGCCCAGAACUACGUUUCGUCCAGCACUGCAUCAUGGGCGCAAGGUGUGCUCGGAGACACGUCUACCUCAUACCUAGCCAACAUUGCCUCCUGGGCUGACACGUACCGUACAACCACCGCCGGCAAAUGGUCCGCGCCUCUUCACUUUAUUGAUGCUGAGGAUAGCCCUCCAACCAGCUGCAAUGUGAACUACACUAGGGAUUGUGGCAGCUCAGGCUGUUCGAUUUCUGCAAUUGCAAACUACACUCAGCGUGCAGGGGAUAGCGGGCUUACCACUGCCAAUGUUGCCGAAGCCCUCAAAUUCCUAGUCCACUUCCUGGGCGAUGUCACUCAGCCACUGCACGAUGAGGCCUAUGAGGUUGGUGGUAAUGACAUCGCAGUCACCUUCGAGGGUUACAGCGAUAACCUCCACUCGGACUGGGACACAUAUAUGCCCCAGAAGCUGGUUGGCGGCAGCUCGCUCACCUAUGCGCAGACUUGGGCCAAGACACUGAUCAGUGAGAUCGACUCGGGUAGCUACAAGUCCGUGGCUGCUAGCUGGAUUCAAGGGGAUAGCAUUAGUGAUCCCAUCACUACCGCUACUCGAUGGGCAUCGGAUGCGAAUGCCUACGUCUGCACUGUGGUCAUGCCCAAUGGAGCUGCUGCUUUGCAAACUGGCGAUCUCUACCCCACCUACUACAACUCUGCUAUUGGAACUAUCGAGCUUCAGAUUGCCAAGGGUGGAUACCGGCUGGCUAACUGGCUCAACUUGAUCUAUAGGAAUGAUAUCGCUAAGCGGGACCUUGAAGGGUUUGUCAACAAGGCUCGGAGCGAGGGCCCAGAUCUUAUGGGUCGGGAUCUGCUCCCUGCACCUGGCCCGUUGAGCCGUGCUCAGUUGGCUAGAGAUGCUAUGGGAGGCGAUUGCUGCGGAUCUGCCAGACAUGCUCAUUAGAGGGAGGCCACGGAGGGAUUGGGCAUAUAUGAAUGUGACGAGGAACCCGUUGAUCGUGGUUCGGAUGCAAGCGAGAUUAUUAGGCUAGAGGUUGAUUUUUUCUUGGGAUUUUUUUGAAACAUAUGAGUCAAUGAAAUUCUGAAUUUACGCUGGUAUGCAGCCGGUACAAAGCCCUUUGAUGCUGGAAUAUUUG
This is a messenger RNA of Penicillium brasilianum, 1542 nucleotides long. NCBI's taxonomy places the organism in Eukaryota, Fungi, Ascomycota, Eurotiomycetes, Eurotiales, Aspergillaceae. The record is from the annotation of a GenBank genome assembly.